Messenger RNA from Malaclemys terrapin pileata, 2117 nucleotides. RefSeq names its product dihydropyrimidinase like 5 (gene DPYSL5). Gene Ontology annotation, molecular function: hydrolase activity, acting on carbon-nitrogen (but not peptide) bonds, in cyclic amides. Gene Ontology annotation, cellular component: cytoplasm; cytosol. Bases 101 to 1795 code for a protein of 564 amino acids. The transcript has 13 exons. NCBI's taxonomy places the organism in Eukaryota, Metazoa, Chordata, Testudines, Emydidae. The record is from RefSeq and is a predicted model, not a curated record.
GAGAGGCGAGGCGCGGACGGGCGCGAGGCGAGCAGCGGAGCCGCCGCGGAGCGCAGGGUGAGGGGCCGGGGGGGGGGGCUCCCGGCGCUGCUGCAGAGCCAUGCUUGCCAACUCGGCCACGAUGCGGAUCCUCAUCAAGGGGGGGAAGGUGGUGAAUGACGACUGCACCCUGGAGGCCGACGUCUACAUCGAGAACGGCAUCAUCCAGCAAGUGGGCCGGGAGCUCAUGAUCCCGGGAGGGGCCAAGGUGAUCGAUGCCACCGGGAAGCUGGUGAUCCCGGGCGGCAUCGACACCAGCACUCACUUCCACCAGACUUUCAUGAACGCCACCUGCGUGGACGACUUCUACCACGGCACCAAGGCUGCUCUGGUCGGAGGGACGACCAUGGUCAUCGGUCACGUGCUGCCCGACAGGGAGACCUCCCUCCUGGACGCCUACGAGAAGUGCCGGAGCCUGGCCGACCCCAAGGUCUGCUGUGACUACGCCCUGCACAUGGGCAUCACCUGGUGGGCUCCCAAGGUGAAGUCGGAGAUGGAGAGCCUGGUGCGGGAGAAGGGGGUGAACUCCUUCCAGAUGUUCAUGACCUACAAGGACCUGUACAUGCUGCGGGACAGCGAGCUCUACCAAGUCUUCCUCGCCUGCAAGGACAUUGGCGCCAUCGCCCGGGUGCACGCUGAGAACGGGGAGCUGGUGGCAGAGGGUGCGAAGGAGGCGCUGGAUUUGGGCAUCACAGGACCAGAGGGAAUCGAGAUCAGCCGACCGGAGGAGCUGGAGGCUGAAGCCACGCACCGUGUGAUCACCAUCGCCAACCGGACUCACUGCCCCGUCUACCUGGUCAACGUGUCCAGCGUGUCUGCCGGCGAUGUUGUGGCUGCCGCUAAGAUGCAAGGGAAAGUGGUGUAUGCAGAGACCACCACGGCGCACGCCACGCUGACGGGCCUGCACUAUUAUCACCAGGACUGGUCCCACGCCGCCGCCUACGUCACUGUGCCGCCCCUGCGGCUGGACACCAACACCUCCACCUACCUCAUGAGCCUGCUAGCCAACGACACCCUGAAUGUCGUGGCUUCCGACCACCGGCCCUUCACCAGCAAGCAGAAAGCCAUGGGCAAGGAGGACUUCACCAAGAUCCCGCACGGCGUGAGCGGCGUGCAAGACCGCAUGAGCGUCAUCUGGGAGCGGGGUGUGGUAGGGGGGAAGAUGGACGAGAACCGCUUUGUAGCCGUGACCAGCUCGAACGCGGCCAAGAUCCUCAACCUGUACCCACGGAAGGGCCGCAUCAUCCCCGGGGCCGACGCAGACAUUGUGGUGUGGGACCCUGAAGCCACCAGGACCAUCUCUGCCAGCACCCAGGUGCAGGGGGGAGACAUCAGCCUGUAUGAGAACAUGCGCUGCCACGGGGUGCCGCUGGUCACCAUCAGCCGCGGGCGCGUGGUCUACGAGAACGGCGUCUUCAUGUGCGCUGAGGGCACCGGCAAGUUCUGCCCGCUCCGCUCCUUCCCCGACUCCGUCUACAAGAAGCUUGUCCAGCGGGAGAAGAGUUUAAAGCUUAGGGGCGUGGAGCGCACCCCCUACCUGGGGGACGUGGCUGUGGUGGUGCAUGCUGGGAAAAAGGAGACGGGGACUCCACUUGCAGAUACCCCCACCCGACCUGCCACUCGACACGGGGGCAUGAGGGACCUUCACGAGUCUGGCUUCAGCCUAUCCGGUUCUCAGAUCGAUGACCACGUUCCAAAGCGAGCUUCGGCCCGGAUUCUCGCUCCCCCCGGAGGCAGGUCUAGCGGCAUUUGGUAAAACCAGCGACCUGUCCCCAAACUAAGGACGCAGCAGCAGCUCCCCACUCCUCCUGCCGGCCCCGCCCCCACUGGAAGACCUGGCCGUGCCGCCCCCCCGGGCACCGGGACACCACAGUGCUGUCCAGCAGGGCUGUUUGCCAUCCAGUCCCGCCAGGAGGCGGCGCCCGCUGGGAGGAGGCUGCGGGCGGGCCAUGGCGGGUAUGGCCAUGCACCCGCGCACGACUGCAGCUCCUUUCUGUGGGAUAACGUUUGCUUUGCCGGCUGCGAUGCUGGGCUCCUGGGCCCAUGGCGUGCAGCGUGGGCCAGGUGGGGCGCUGGUG